AUGAUUGACGCUGGUCAGCUAAUCGUCUUUACUGGACUUUUUACUGCAUUUUUUGUAAAUUCCUUUUUAAUUUACUUGACAUUGUUUUAUAUCACAUGCAUCCGAGGAAUUUACAAAUAUAUGAUCGUAUGGUUUGCUUUCGGUUGUAUAAUUUUUGAUUUAACUGAAUUUAUUUCUCGUCCACACAUUCACAAUUUCAACGGCAGCUUAACAUACUUCAGUCACACAAUUCUUUCUGAAGAUUUUUUAUAUUUUUGGACUAUUUUCAUUGAUAUUUACGGCGGAAUGUACUGCUCUUUGAUUACUAUAAUUGCGGUGCAGUUCAUAUUUCGAUACGCAACUCUUCUAAAUGAUACGCGCAUUUUGCAAACUUUCAAAGGAAAAAUACUCUGGCUUUGGGUCUUACUUGUAAUUGGUGUUGGAGCACUAUUUUGUGUGACUCCUCUUAUUAUGUUACAGCCAGAUGAUUAUGCUGAUGAAUAUGUAAAAGAUGAAUUUCACCGCGUUUAUUCCAGAAAUAUUACAGAAAUUGCAAGAUUGAUCCUUGUAGCAUAUGAUGAAAACAACAAUUUUCGUUGGAAAAACUUAUCGUACUGUUUCAUAGGAGCCAUAAUUUUGAACAGUCUCUACUCAAUAAUUAUUUAUUGUGCGUUAAAAAUGCGACACAACUUAUUGAAACAAUUGGAACAUGUCUCACCGGAAUAUCGAAAACUUGAAAAUCAGUUUUUCAAAACAAUAAUAAUACAAAUCGCCCUUCCAACUAUCUUCCUAACAUUCCCAAUGAUGAUAUUAUUGAGCACGCCUAUUCUGAAUCUUGAAGUCAGUUUUAAUUCGAGUAUUUAUCAUUGGGGAAUCAGUUUUUAUCCGUCACUGGACAGUAUUGCUGUCAUGCUUAUUGUUUCUGAAUAUAAAGUGUGCAUUAGAAAAAUUUUCAAAUGUUCUAACACAGUCGACACCACUAAUCAAACUUCGUUAACAAAUUUUGCCUGAAUGUAUUUCGUUCAGGUUUUUUGUUUAGAAAAUACAUGUUGAUUAUCAUGUGCAAAUGAUGUUAAUUAUUUGCCUUUUUAUUGAAGUCCGUAUCACGUCAACUUUAAGCUUGGCCCGUUUUACCACUGUUGUUAUUCCAAGAACCAAUCAAUCUUAACUUUGCAAAAUUAGUUCCUUAUGUAAAUCGAUAGA
This is a messenger RNA of Caenorhabditis elegans, 1182 nucleotides long. RefSeq names its product Seven TM Receptor (gene str-37). NCBI's taxonomy places the organism in Eukaryota, Metazoa, Nematoda, Chromadorea, Rhabditida, Rhabditidae. The transcript is spliced from 3 exons. The record is from RefSeq and is marked reviewed. The coding region runs from base 1 to 990 and encodes 329 amino acids.